Messenger RNA from Octodon degus (degu), 2493 nucleotides. RefSeq names its product PDZ and LIM domain 2 (gene Pdlim2). Gene Ontology annotation, biological process: heart development; actin cytoskeleton organization; muscle structure development. The coding region runs from base 1044 to 2117 and encodes 357 amino acids. The record is from RefSeq and is a predicted model, not a curated record. Lineage: Eukaryota; Metazoa; Chordata; Mammalia; Rodentia; Octodontidae. Gene Ontology annotation, cellular component: Z disc; filamentous actin; adherens junction. The transcript is spliced from 11 exons. Gene Ontology annotation, molecular function: actin binding; muscle alpha-actinin binding.
AUGAGUGCCCCGGAGUGCCAAGUCAGGAGAGGAAGAAGGCAGCUGCCUGGGCCAGGAGCUCCCCAGGGUGAGGGUUGCCAGCUAUGACUUUGGGGAACCCCUGGGCCCCUGCCUGGUUGUCCUGCAUGCAUCCCAGAGCCCGGAGCCUGAGUACCAGGUGGUUGGGAAAGGGCGGCUGGGCCACAGGUGGUAGCUGGUCGGGACUUCUUCCAAUGUGACUCCCGGCAGGAUGACCUGGAGCAGGCAUCACCCUUUACCUCCUCCCAACCCUGAUGGCCGCUGGGCCUACAGAAGAAUUGCUCGCGGGCAACUCCAAUAGGGAGCUGGAAGGCUGCUGCAGGCGGGCCGGCUGGAGUCCGGGAAGGGAUGGGGGGAGGAGGGACCCGCUAGUUUGGAAUUUGUGGGUGUAAGACCACACCGGCGUGAGUAGAGGAAUCCAACGGACCGCUGACCGACCCUGCCCGCCCUGCCGGGCAGGAACCAGGGCACGGAGAUCAGGGACCCUUGGAAGCCCGGUGCUCGAUGCGCCCGGCCGGCCAGGAGAGUCUGGGAGGGGCCGGGGCGGGGCUCUGACCCUUGAGCGGUAGCUCUGCGCUCCGGGCGCGCGUGAGACACGGGCUCCUCUCCUGUCACUGUCUCCGCGAGGGGCCAGGUGGCAGCGCGGGACCCGGAGGCGCGGAGGAGGUGGCUUCCCGGGCCAGGGGCGCGGCAGGGGCGGCCCCCAAUCACAUGGGCGGAGCAGGUCCCGGGGCCCCGGCGCGCUCUCCCAAGAGUCGGGUAGACGGCGGCGGCGGCGCGGCGGUCCUCGCCGUCCCUUCCUGGCUCGCUCCUCGACCCGCUCCCGCCCCGGCUGCCCAGCGCGACAGCUGUGGGCCGCGGCCCCGUGUCCUGGACUUUCCCAUCCCUGGCCCGGGUCCGGUCCACGGAGCUACAUUGGCCUCGGAGCUAAAAAGGCUCCAGAACCGGGAGAGCCGGGCUGACAGGGCUGGGCUCCUCCCCACGCGCCUGCCUGCAGCCCAGAGUCCAUCGGCCAGCUCAAAGGUAUGGUGCUGACAGUGGAUGUGGUGGGGCCGGCGCCCUGGGGCUUCCGCAUCACUGGGGGCAGGGAUUUCCACACACCCAUUAUGGUGACCAAGGUAAAUGAGCGGGGCAAGGCUGAGGCUGCUGACCUCCGGCCUGGUGACAUCAUUGUGGCCAUCAAUGGGGAGAGUGCAGAGGGCAUGCUUCAUGCCGAGGCUCAGAGCAAGAUCCGCCAGAGCUCGUCACCUCUGCGACUGCAGCUGGACAGGUCUCAGGCUGCCUCUCCUGGGCAGACCAAUGGCGAUGGCUCCUUAGAAGUGCUGGCCACUCGCUUCCAGGGCUCCCUGAGAACACGCCCUGACAGCCAGUCCUCCCUGUGGUCCUCCUACUCCAGCCCAGCCUCCCUCAGCCCCCGGCCAAGCAGCCCCUUCACGCCGCCUCCCAGCAGCCCCCUGGGCCAAACCAGAGAGGCACCUAUUGGCCACAGCUUCCAGAGCCUGACCUACUCGGCUGCCCUCCCUGGCACUGCUGUGGAGCGCUUGUCCUGCCUGUCCCCUGGGAGCCGCCCCACAGGCCGCCAGGCGGGCCAGGGCCGCGAGGGUGACUUGGCUGUGAGGGCGCUGUCCCCUAGGUGCUCCAGCCCUAGGAUCAGCAGCCUCAACUCUGAAGCCGGGAGCCUCCAGCUGGAGGAGGACUCUGAAGUGUUCAAGAUGCUGCAGGAAAACCGUGAGGGGCGGGCCGCCCCGCGUCAGUCCAGCUCUUUUCGGCUCCUGCAGGAAGCCCUGGAGGCGGAGGAGAGAGGUGGCACGCCUGCCAUCGUGCCCAGCUCACUGAGCCCUCAGUCUUCCCUGCCCACCUCCAGGGCCCUUGCCACCCCACCCAAGCUCCACACCUGUGAGAAGUGCAGCACCAGCAUCAUGAACCAGGCUGUACGUAUCCAGGAAGGCCGGUACCGCCACCCCGGAUGCUACACCUGUGCAGACUGCGGGCUGAACCUGAAGAUGCGUGGCCACUUCUGGGUGGGCGACGAGCUGUACUGUGAGAAGCACGCCCGCCAGCGCUACUCAGCGCCUUCUGCCCUCAGCUCUCGGUCCUGAGCCUGGGACACCCUGGGCACGGCUCUGUGGAGAGCCGGCAGGCAGGGAAGGGGGCAGUGGGGGGGUGGCUCUUAUGUGAACUAAGUUUUGGGACACAAGACCCCUUAGUCCUUGCUGGAUGAGGCCAAGGACUGGGGCCCUUCUGGGGCUUUGGGGGCCAGGGGGAGCCCCACUGUCCCAGCCUUUCCCUGGACGAGGCACCUUGCCACAGGAUGAAGUGGCUGCCACAUUUGAUACUUUGUGUACAGGGUGGGACGGAGAUGGAAGCAUCUAGAAGGAGAGGGGUGGGCCAGAGGCCAAUGGUAUUCACUGUGUAAAAUGUUGGGCACGAACUCUAUGAAUAUAUGUAUAUGUGUGUACACAAUCGAGCAGAUUC